Messenger RNA from Helicoverpa zea (corn earworm), 3606 nucleotides. RefSeq names its product cullin-2 (gene Cul2). The transcript is spliced from 17 exons. Gene Ontology annotation, cellular component: Cul2-RING ubiquitin ligase complex; SCF ubiquitin ligase complex. NCBI's taxonomy places the organism in Eukaryota, Metazoa, Arthropoda, Insecta, Lepidoptera, Noctuidae. Gene Ontology annotation, biological process: protein ubiquitination; SCF-dependent proteasomal ubiquitin-dependent protein catabolic process. The coding region runs from base 171 to 2507 and encodes 778 amino acids. Gene Ontology annotation, molecular function: ubiquitin protein ligase binding. The record is from RefSeq and is a predicted model, not a curated record.
AUUUAGAUCAAAACUUCAAAUUAAAGUGAUAGAGAAUUGCGAAUCCACUUUUAUUUGAUUAUGAUUAAUUUUAUCGUGAAAAUAAGCUGAAAGUGUUACGGUCGCAGAAUUAUAAACGUGUGCGUUACUGGAUUACUCGAUACAACCGAGGUACAUGGUAGCUGUUUGUGAUGAUGUCUCUGAAGCCCCGGAACGUAGACUUUACGGAGACAUGGGCUCACCUCAAGGAAACGGUGGCGGGCGUGGUGGGGCUACGCGCGGUGGAGCGCUCGGUGUGGAACACGCGCUUCUCCGACGUGUACGCGCUCUGCGUCGCGCACCCCGAGCCGCUCGCCGACCGCCUCUACGACGAGACCAGGAAGUUCCUGGAGGAGCACGUCUCGGGGCUGCUGCAGCGAGUGCGAGGUUCCGCCUCGCUCGACAACAACGACCACAACGACGGCCUGCUCACUAGGUACGUGACGGCGUGGCGCGAGUACAGCCAGGGCGUGGCGUACCUCAACAGUCUGUACUCAUACCUCAACCUGCAGCACGUCAAACGACAGAAGGUAUCGGACGCGGAGAUCAUCUACGGCUCGUCCGCCACCGUCACGUGCCCCGAGCACGACGCCAGGCAACUCGAGGUGGGCGAGCUGGGACUGGAGAUCUGGGAGCGAGUACUAGUCAAACCGCUCGCCUCCGCACUCACAGGCCGCAUCGUGAACGCGCUGGCGGCGGCGCGCGUGUCCCCCCCCGACCCCGCGCUGGCGUCCACGCUGCGCGAGGCCAUCCACUCCACCGUGCAGGUGCGCGCCUUCCGCGUGCGCGCGCCGCUGCAGCUGUACCAGCAACUGGUGCUGGAGCCGUACCUCGCCGCGGCGAGCGCGUCGCACGCGGCCCUGGCGGCGUCGCUGCUGGCGGGCGGCGACGUGGCGCACUACACGCGGCACGCGCUGGCGGGGCUGGAGCGCGAGGUGGCGCUGGGCGCGCGCUUCCUGGACGCCUCCUCCGCCGACGCCGUGCGCAGCGCCUACGAGCGAGCCGCCGUCGCCGCGCACCUGCCCGCGCUGCACGCCACCGUGCGCCAGCUGCUGCGCGACGCCGCCGCCAGCGACCCCGCCGCUGCCGAGCGUCGCGCGGACCUGAAGCGCAUGUACACGCUGCUGCGUCCGCUCGGCGCCGCCGCGCUGCGCCCGCUCGUCGACGCCGCACACGCGCAGGCCGCCGCCGACGGACACGCGCUGCUCGCACAGCCGCACAACAAGGACGAGGCACACACGCACUUCGUGAGCGCGAUGCUGUCGCUGCACGGCAAGUACAGCGCGCUGUUCGGAGACGUGUUCGGCGGCGCGCAGGCCUUCGUCGGAGCACUCGACAAGGCGUGCAGCGCGGUGGUGAACUCGCGGCUGCCGCUGGACACGGGCGCGCGCGCGCCGGAGCUGCUGGCGCGCUACUGCGACGCGCUGCUGCGCCGCCGCGGCCUCGACGCCGACGACAAGCUCGCCGCCGCCAUCGUCGUCUUCAAGUACGUCGACGACAAGGACGUCUUCCAGAAGUACUACGCGCGAGCCCUCGCCCGCAGGCUCAUACACCAGCUCAGCGCCAACAUGGAGCAGGAGGAGGCAAUGAUCAACCGUCUGAAGGCGGCGUGCGGCUACGAGUUCACGAACAAGCUGCACCGCAUGUUCACCGACGUGGCCGUCUCCGCAGACCUCAACGCCAAGUUCCAGCAGCACCUGCGCGACAACAACCUGACCACCAGCACCGGCUUCUUCAUCCAGGUCCUACAGGCGGGCGCGUGGCCGCUGGGCGGCGCGAUGGCCCCGCUGGCGCCGCCGCAGCAGCUGGAGCGGCCGGCGCGGCUGUUCGAGGCCUUCUACCGCGCCUCCUUCAGCGGCCGCCGCCUGGCCUGGCUGCACCACCUGUGCACGGGCGAGCUGCGCCUGCGCUACACGCCGCGCCUCGUGCACGUCAGCGCCUCCACCGCGCAGUGCGCGCUGCUGCUCAGCUUCGAGAGCGUGGACACGUGGCUCGCGCGGGAGCUGCGUGACACGGCACAGCUGCCCGGCGAGGCGUGGGCGCGGCACCUGCGGCCGCUGCUGGACGCGGGGCUGCUGCUGGCGCGCGGCGACGUGGGCGCGGAGGCGGACGCCGAGCCCGCGCCCGACGCCACGCUCGCGCUCAACCUCGCCUUCAGCAGCAAGCGCACCAAGCUGCGCCUCACCGUCGCCAACGCGCCCAACCACACCGGCGGCAGCGGCAGUGCGGGCGGCGCGGCGCCGGGCGAGGCGGACGCGGCGCACUGCGACGACGACCGCAAGAUGUACCUGCAGGCCGCCAUCGUGCGCAUCAUGAAGCAGCGGAAGGUGCUGCGCCACACGGAGCUGAUCCAGGAGGUGGUGUCGCAAGCUCGCGGCUCCUUCGCUCCCUCCGUCGCCAUGAUCAAGAAGUGCAUCGAGGCGCUCAUCGACAAGCAGUACCUCGAGCGAGCACCCGCCGCCCUCGACACCUACUCCUACCUCGCCUAGCUGAUGACAAGGUGGCGCCGACCUGGGUACGAAUGCAAGGAACAGAACGUCAUAUCUUAUCAACGUCGUAUAAUUGUCAUGUCGUAUAACGAAACGUUUUUGUCAUCAACAUUUUAAAAGAUAGAAAAUAAAUAAAUGGAAUAAAAUGAGAAAAGAAGUCGGAUUAUUGUCCGAAUGUCAUUCAAAAUGUAUGCAUUUGAGGACUAUUAGCCUUACUACAAAAACUUAAACAUCGGUUGAACACUUGUUUAAAAAAAUGUGGCUUCAAAACGGACCUUAUUUCAACGUUAUAAUCUGCAAGUUUUUUAUAGAAAUGUUCAACAGACGUUUACAAGUUUUUGUGGUACGACGGAAUAAUAAUAUGUCCAGAUAUCUGAAUUUCUUGGGUCUCGGCUCAAAGGGUUCGGUGCAAUGUUUUUUUUUAAUUUGGCAAAAGCAAACUCACGUAGUAGGUACAACGCCAUCUGUCUUUUUGUUUGGGAACUAUUUUUUUUUUAAUUCUCAAAAAGAAAACCUCCCAUUGCGUCGAAAUAUAGUUUAGUACUUUUGUAUCGACAUAGUUGCAUAGGUGACAGACUCGGUACGUGCUAGAGUUGCCAAGUAGUCGAUAGAUAUCAUGUCGAUAGUUAGUGAUAUCGUGUGAGUAUGCAAGGACAUCGAUAGUGCGCGGUAACGGCUCUAGUUAUACGGUAGCUGUAUCGACACUUGUAUAAAGUUUUUAAUAUAUUGACUGUCAUUCGUGCGGCGGUCGGGCUCGACGCUCACCUCUAACACUUUUUCAUACAUUAUAGAUUUUAUAUAAACACGUUUUUAAUAGUGUUUGUUUUUAAUGAUCGCGUCCAUCAAUGUUGAGAACAUUUUGUAAGCAUGCAGUUUGUGUUUCUUUGUAUUUAUUAGCGCAAGCUGUGGAGUGGACAGUAACGUAUGGUAUUGUUGUUAAAGGUAGCGCGUUCGAGUCCCGGCGAGCGCGAGCCUAGCGCCGUCAUCUGUUGUAUAUCUAAAUGUACAAUAAUAUAUAUAAUAUUUAACGCUAGUAGAGGGCGCUGUCGCGUCGACUAUAAAUAAUAAUUAUUAAAAUAAACUUGUACGAACAUCGUUA